UAAAUAAAUGUUUGAAUUCUGAGCGUUACAAAUGCUGAAUGUCCAACGAAUAUAUUUUUUUUCUCUCAUGCAGGUGUAAGCAUCAAAUCGUCAAUAUAAAAUUACAAAAAUUAAUAUUAAUAAUUUAAAAUAAUUGUUAUAUUAAUUGAGUGUAAUUAAAUAUUGUUUGUGUUUAAUUAAUUGCCUUGGUAACAUUACUUAAAAAAUGGAUAAUUUUGUGAGAAUCGAAAAAAUUGGUGAAGGUACUUAUGGAGUUGUUUACAAAGGUAGAAAUAAAAAAACUGGUCAAAUUGUUGCCAUGAAAAAAAUACGUUUAGAAAGUGAUGAUGAGGGUAUACCAUCAACAGCAAUUCGUGAAAUAUCAUUGCUCAAAGAAUUAAAGCAUCCAAAUAUUGUUGGUUUGUUGGAUGUAUCAAUGGAAGAAUCAAAGCUCUACUUGAUAUUUGAAUAUUUAACAAUGGAUCUUAAAAAAUACAUGGACACAUUGGGCACUGGUAAAUUGAUGGAACCAGAAACAGUCAAGUCCUAUUUGUACCAGAUAACAAGAGCUGUAUUAUUUUGUCAUACACGUAGAGUUCUUCAUCGUGAUUUAAAACCUCAAAAUCUUUUGAUUGAUAAACAAGGUGGUAUUAAAGUUGCUGAUUUUGGUCUUGGUAGAGCAUUUGGUAUACCAGUUAGAGUAUAUACUCAUGAAGUUGUAACACUUUGGUACAGAGCACCAGAAAUAUUACUUGGUACAACAAGAUAUACUUGUGCUAUUGAUGUUUGGAGUAUUGGUUGUAUAUUUGCUGAAAUGGCUACUAAAAAACCUCUGUUCCAGGGUGACAGUGAAAUUGAUCAAUUAUUCAGAAUUUUCAGAGUUUUGAGAACACCAACAGAAGAAAAUUGGCCAGGUGUUACACAGCUUUCUGAUUAUAAAGCAACAUUUCCAAAUUGGACAUCAAAUAAUUUAGCAAGUCAGGUAAAACCACUUGAUGAACAGGGUCUUGAUUUACUUCAAGCAAUGCUUAUUUAUAAUCCAGAAAAUCGUAUAUCAGCACGUGCUGCACUUCAACAUCCUUAUUUUGAUGAUCUUGAUUUGAAAAAAUUACCUGAAACAUGAUUAAUAUUAUCAACAAUCCAAUAAUACCACUUGCUCGUUUGGAUAACAGGGUCCAAGACUUGACUUAUCUUUUCUAUUCUAGAAUCGUCAUUUCGUAAUUUUUUUUUUUUUUUUUUCUACUUUUUCCACUAAAUUUACACUCGUGUUAGCUUUAGAUUUAUUUUUUUAUAAUUAUUAUUAUUGAUUUAAUUGUAAGUAAUUGUUCAACAAAUUAUUUGCUGACAUUUGAAUUAUUAUUUUGAUAAAAAUAAUUCGUAGUUUUUAAGUUUUUAUAUUUCAUAAGUUUUCAAUUUAAUUUUUUUUUUCUUUUUUUUCCGGUUAUUAUUAAAAUAUGAUAUUAUAUAAAUUUUUUUUUUUUUUUUUGCUAAUACUGAAUUGUCAAUUCAAAUAAAAUUAAUUCAUGGAAAUGAUAUUUAAAUAAUUAAAUAUUUAUCCUUGUUUGCAACGUGCCAAAAAAAAAAAGAAAACAAAUAACAUCAAACUCGGUUACUAGUAAUAAUUAUUAGCUCUUUAUUUAAAAUGUACAUAGUACUAAAAUAAUAAAAAAAAGAAAGUAAUAAACAAAAGCAAAAAAAAAGGAGCAGACUGUCAUAUAUAUUUUUUUUUUUUUAAAUUAAUUAAUUUGUUUUUUUUUUUCGAUGGGUUUAUUGAUAAAUUAUUUGGAAAUAAUUGUUGGCAUUUUAUCUGUUGCCAGUGUUUAUUAUU
This is a messenger RNA of Aphidius gifuensis, 1807 nucleotides long. It is a transcript of the gene Cdk1, whose product is annotated as cyclin-dependent kinase 1. The record is from RefSeq and is a predicted model, not a curated record. The transcript is spliced from 4 exons. NCBI's taxonomy places the organism in Eukaryota, Metazoa, Arthropoda, Insecta, Hymenoptera, Braconidae. Gene Ontology annotation, molecular function: RNA polymerase II CTD heptapeptide repeat kinase activity; ATP binding; cyclin-dependent protein serine/threonine kinase activity. Gene Ontology annotation, biological process: protein phosphorylation; mitotic G2 DNA damage checkpoint signaling; G2/M transition of mitotic cell cycle. The coding region runs from base 206 to 1102 and encodes 298 amino acids. Gene Ontology annotation, cellular component: nucleus.